Symbiodinium sp. CCMP2456 is the source of this 516-nucleotide messenger RNA. Lineage: Eukaryota; Dinophyceae; Suessiales; Symbiodiniaceae. The record is from the annotation of a GenBank genome assembly.
AUGAAGACUCCGAUAUCGCGAAUCAAGCGCGGCAAUGCCGAAGAGUUCUUCGCCUGGGCAUUCUUCAACAAGUAUCCUUCAGAGCUCAAGGAAGAGGAAAUGAGUGAGAUGAAAGCCAUGCUGCAGGAGUGCGAGCGCCGAUAUGGAUGGGAAUUAGCAGGAGGCUAUUCUACAGGCGUCCGGCCGAUGCGCAUCAAUUUCGACAGGAUCCAGGCCUGGUAUCAUCCUUUGUGGUACUACGCUGGUAUUCUCGGGCUUCGGCUAGCUACCCGCUCCACCAUGCAAUUGAUGGGCUUUACCUACCAUGGUGGUGAAGCAUCAGGUGGUCUUUCUUACUUCCACUGCCCUCCUCCAGCUCGUCCCGGGCAACUCCUGGAUGCUGGGAAGGUGGUGGAGCCGAGCCGGGCCCUGCCGGUUGUGCUGGUGCACGGUCUGGGUAUCGGCAUUGCACCUUAUGUUCAGUUCAUCCGUCCGGAGCUCGAGUUGCUUUUGUCGAUGGCCCUUUGCAUCGACUGA